GAGUAUAGGCCUUGAAGCUCAGCAAAUCCUUUCAGAGAAAUAUUUGAAAUAAAAGACAACAGAUAGGGGACGCAGUGAAGGCAGCGGCAGGCUGAAGGGCCAAUAACCUCCAACGAGGGAAUCGCUGCAAUCUGGCCCGUGUUUGCUGAUGAUAAUGCGUCUCUCCAAAGCCCUGAUAGACAUGGAGAUGGCAGAUUAUAGUGCAGCUUUGGACCCAGCUUACACCACUCUGGAGUUUGAGAACAUGCAGGUGCUGGCCAUGGGCAACGACACGUCUCCAUCAGACGCGACAAACCUCAACGCCGCCAAUAGCAUUGGGGUGAGCGCGCUGUGCUCCAUCUGCGGGGACCGUGCCACGGGGAAGCACUAUGGGGCCUCCAGCUGUGAUGGCUGCAAAGGCUUCUUCAGGAGGAGCGUCAGGAAGAACCACAUGUACUCUUGCAGGUUUAACAGGCAGUGUGUUGUAGAUAAGGACAAAAGAAACCAGUGUCGAUACUGCAGGCUAAAGAAGUGCUUUCGAGCAGGGAUGAAGAAAGAAGCUGUACAAAAUGAACGUGAUCGAAUCAGCACCCGGCGAUCCAGUUAUGAAGACAGCAGCUUGCCUUCCAUCAACGUCUUACUGCAGGCAGAAGUCCUUGCACAACAGAUAUCAUCCCCAAUUUCUGUGAUCAACGGAGACAUCCGAGGGAAGAAGAUUGCGAACAUAACAGAUGUGUGUGAAUCCAUGAAGCAGCAGUUGCUGGUGCUGGUGGAGUGGGCCAAGUACAUCCCGGCCUUCUGUGAGCUUCCCUUGGAUGAUCAGGUGGCACUGCUGAGGGCACACGCAGGAGAACACCUGCUCCUGGGAGCUGCUAAGAGGUCCAUGGUGUUCAAAGACAUCUUGCUAUUAGGAAAUGACCACAUAAUCCCCCGGAACUGCCCUGAGCUGGUGGAGGUGAUCCGUGUGGCCAUCCGAAUCCUCGAUGAGCUGGUCCUGCCAUUCCAGGAGCUGCAGAUUGAUGACAAUGAAUAUGCCUGCUUGAAAGCCAUCAUCUUUUUUGACCCAGACGCCAAAGGGCUGAGCGACCCCACCAAGAUCAAGCGGAUGCGGUACCAGGUGCAGGUCAGCCUGGAGGAUUACAUCAAUGACCGGCAGUAUGACUCGCGGGGCCGCUUUGGCGAGCUGCUGCUCCUGCUGCCCACCCUGCAGAGCAUCACCUGGCAGAUGAUUGAGCAGAUUCAGUUUGUCAAACUCUUUGGCAUGGCCAAGAUUGACAACCUGCUGCAGGAGAUGCUGCUAGGGGGCUCGUCAAGUGAAACGCCUCAUGCUCACCACCCUCUGCACCCGCAUCUGAUCCAGGAGAAUCUGGGGACGAAUGUCAUAGUAGCGAACACGAUGCCCGCUCAGAUGCACAAUGGGCAGAUGUCCACUCCGGAAACGCCUCAGCCUUCCCCCCCUGCAGGCUCAGGAUCUGAGCAAUACAAACUACUCCCUGGGGCCAUCGCUACUGUAGCAAAACAGCCAGCCUCAAUCCCACAACCCACCAUCACAAAACAAGAAGUCAUCUAGCAUCUCCCAGAAGGAAACCAGCCUGUUUUAGAAAGACUAUAUAGGGGAAAACAGACUGACUGUCCCAGUGAAGAUGGACGCUAUCGGUGGAUUCACAGGCACAAAUGCAUCAGCUUGUUUAUUGGAACAAAACCAAAGGCUGUCUUGGUGCAGCUAGGGAGAGCACAUGCCAUGGUCCAGCUGAGAGUUACAUAUCUGGGAGUUAAACAUAGUGAAAUCAUUAGUCCUAAUACGAAGGGCCAGAACCGAAACUCAUGCCGGCUGGUGACUCUUUUGAGAUUUGCAUUGACUGGCUGUGAGGUUGCGCCUGGCCAUUUCUUUACUGCCUCGGAGUGGGUUCAAAGCAAACCAGACACUACUGAAAAGAAAGGACUUGUCCAAUACAGACGUUGCAUUUGAAGGAAGGGCGGAGAUGUCUGCUGCUGUCUUUAACGCUUCUCAGAAUAGUCCCAAGUUUCAGCCAAUGUUAAUGGAUCUAGAAAUUCUCUGGAAAGCAUCAUUCCGGGGGCGGGGAUAUCAUAACCCCUUGUGAUAAUAUUUAGGCAAAGUCUGGUCCACAUGGUGAGUGAGUUGGGCUGGGAAAUCACUGGUGCUUCUGGAUUCCCUGCCAUUUCAGACUUUCCGUAUGUUGGGGUGCUGCUGGGGUUCCUUAUCCCAGCACCAUUAUUCCCUCCCCAUGGCAGAAACUGAAGGAGGCAAAGACAGCAAAUUCUUCUACUACGCUACCACGGCAUCUUUGCUAAUUGCAAUGGAAUGAUGGUGGAGUUGUGGGAUUCAGCUAAUGGGCUUGGGAAGUACAGAGAUGGGGGGAGGGGUGGGACGAUAUUUGCUCAGCACCCUGAAAUACUGCACAGAUCUCACUAGGAUGAUUGCUGGGAUCCUGUGCAUGUCUGUGCCUCCUAGUGGUACUCACACAGGUUAACUAUAAGCAAAAGCUUAUCUGCAGCCUGUUUAUGGGAGAUUAUUGUGGGAGGAGGCAUGAAGGGGAGUGGGGAGGAUUCAGAGGUAGAGAGAUGAGAGAUGGACCCAAGACACAAAGGUUAGACCAGAACCUCAUGUUCCUCAAGGCUUGGGAGUAGCUGGACCCAGCGGCUUGGUCCAGGCCCAUCUUUAAUCCCAAAUGAUGAAUUAGAGCCAUGGCUGGUGCCAUGUGGACUUCUCCUACAGAACAGUACAACUGGUUGAUCACAGAUUUAUAGGGUUUUAUAUCAUGACAGAGAUUAGUCGUGACAGUCCAAAAGAUACAGACUGUCAAAGCAUGAAGACGAUUAGAAAACCAGGGAACCUCAAACUCUGCUGUUUUAUUAUGUCCCAUCUAGCCCAUGGCCUGUACCCUCGCCAUAGAAGCUCCUGGGUUUUACUUUGCUUGUGUUUUUCUUUUGCUCACUGAAGCCUAUUGGUGCUAUUCCCUGCAGCUCCCCCCACCACAGGGAAAGAAGGCCAUGAAGCUAGCGAUUUCUCUCUCCCUAAGAACUGAAAUCACCUCCUGGGGAAAUACUAGCUUUUCCUGACCACACACUGUAUUUCUGCGAGGUCUUGGCCUUGUGGGAACAUCAAGAAGUGGUGGAGUCACAACUGCCAGAAGCUCUUGGGACAAAUCCCCAGCUAGUGUAAAUGAAAGCUCCUCUGAUUUACGCCUGCUGCGGAUAUGGCCCCUGGAUUUCAAAUGCAAAAACCAACACCCCGCCCCUGUUUGCGGGUAUCAAAGUAUUGUAUUGUCUGUCAGACCCGAUAGCAUUUUGCUGAGUAAUUUAUUGCAAUGAUGAAUCUAAUCAUUUUCUAUACAUUAUUUUGUAAAUCACAUUGAUUAUUUAUGAUCAGGAAAUUAAAUGCAAACAACUUAAUAACAAGACCAUCUUUUUCCAACUGUAUGUAGAGAUAGUGUGUGGGGAAUAUGUCUCAGUGCACAUUUCAUUCGCAUCAGACAUCCCCAGUACAGUACACUAAUUUUUUGCUGGUUACUGCCUUCCAAUGGAAAUAGAGGAAUAUUUCUUCACUAGAGUUUGUAUUAAUAAGAAAAGAAAUAAAUGCAAAAAUAUUUUCUAA
Messenger RNA from Chelonia mydas (Green sea turtle), 3595 nucleotides. It is a transcript of the gene HNF4A, whose product is annotated as hepatocyte nuclear factor 4 alpha. The record is from RefSeq and is a predicted model, not a curated record. The transcript has 10 exons. Gene Ontology annotation, molecular function: RNA polymerase II cis-regulatory region sequence-specific DNA binding; nuclear receptor activity; zinc ion binding. Gene Ontology annotation, biological process: anatomical structure development; cell differentiation; positive regulation of transcription by RNA polymerase II. NCBI's taxonomy places the organism in Eukaryota, Metazoa, Chordata, Testudines, Cheloniidae. Bases 149 to 1549 code for a protein of 466 amino acids.